Girardinichthys multiradiatus is the source of this 3539-nucleotide messenger RNA. RefSeq names its product solute carrier family 8 member 2a (gene slc8a2a). The record is from RefSeq and is a predicted model, not a curated record. Gene Ontology annotation, biological process: sodium ion transmembrane transport; calcium ion import across plasma membrane; cell communication. Gene Ontology annotation, cellular component: postsynapse; axon; sarcolemma. The transcript has 13 exons. Lineage: Eukaryota; Metazoa; Chordata; Actinopteri; Cyprinodontiformes; Goodeidae. Gene Ontology annotation, molecular function: calcium:sodium antiporter activity. The coding region runs from base 193 to 2958 and encodes 921 amino acids.
GGAACACGAAAGUUCAGUGAAUGAGUUCAGCUGUGUGUCAGGACGGGGAGAGUUCAACCAGGCACAUUUUAUUCAGACUUUCCACCCCGUAUGGCAGCUUUUGGUGGAGCCACACCGCACAGCUGAAGGACCAAUCCAGCGGUUCCCUCAGUGAAUUUCAACCCCCGAGGUGCCAUCUGACUCAGGGAUACCAUGGGACUCCUUUCCGUUCAAAGCAGCCCUCUCUUCUUCUUGUUCCUCCUCCUUCUGUGCCACCCCUGCAUUUCCAUCAGGCCUCAGGUCCUGGAACGAGCAUCUGCCCUUGAACAACCUCAAUCCUCUGCUAACACUACGGGUUCUGGAAAGAGGACAUGUACAGGUGUUGUGGUGUGUAAACCUGGCGUUCUACUGCCAGUGUGGCUGCCUCUUAACCCUCCAGUCGAAGAACAGACAGGGAGGGCGAUUAUCUACUUCCUCUCUCUCAUGUACAUAUUCCUUGGAGUGUCCAUCAUUGCAGACCGUUUCAUGGCAUCCAUAGAAGUCAUUACAUCUCAGGAGAAGGAGGUGACCAUUACCAAACCUAAUGGAGAAACUACAGUGAAAACCGUACGGAUCUGGAAUGAGACUGUGUCGAAUCUGACACUUAUGGCCCUGGGCUCCUCCGCACCAGAGAUCCUGCUCUCAGUUAUCGAGGUGUGUGGACACAACUUCAAUGCUGGGGAGCUCGGCCCAGGCACUAUUGUGGGGAGUGCAGCCUUUAAUAUGCUUGUGAUAAUUGGUCUGUGUGUGUCAGUAAUUCCUGACGGAAAGUCUCGAAAGAUCAAACACCUGCGAGUGUUUUUCAUUACAGCUUUCUGGAGUAUCUUUGCCUACAUUUGGCUCUACCUCAUAUUGGCUGUCAUCUCCCCUGGGAUUGUAGAGGUUUGGGAAGCUGUGGUAACACUCCUGUAUUUUCCGGUCUGUGUGCUCUUGGCUUGGAUCGCUGACCGUCGCCUGCUCUUUUACAAAUACAUGCAUAAGAGAUACCGUGCCGACAAGAGGCAUGGAAUUGUAGUGGAAAUGGAAGGGGACCUUUCCCCCAAAGCCAUUGAUGUUAUCAUGGAUGGAAAGUUGUCAGAUGGCAGUUCAGGGCCCGGAAACUCCUCCAGUGUGACGGUGUCCGUACAGACAGGCAGUGAGUUGGACCACAACAAAGAUGAGGUGGUCCGUAUUUUGAAAGAUCUGAAGGAGAAGCAUCCCGAUAAAGACCUGGACCAGUUGAUCGAGAUGGCCAACUACUCUUCCCUGGUUCACCAGAAGAAGAGCCGUGCCUUUUAUCGUGUCCAAGCAACACGGAUGAUGAUUGGUGCUGGAAAUAUAUUAAAGAGGCAUGCUGCAGAUCGCAAACGGCGCUCACAAGGACAGGAUGCCGACAAAGCAACAUGCUCACAUAUCUGUUUUGAAAGUGUCCAAUACCAAUGUCUAGAGAACUGUGGCUCUGUGACCCUUUGGGUGAUCCUUGAUGGAGGCACAGGCCAGAACACAUUCUAUGUGGACUACUGUACAGAAAAUGGGUCUGCUAAUGCUGGAUCAGACUAUGAAUUUAACAAGGGAACUCUAGUAUUUCAACCAGGGGAAACCCGAAAAGAGAUCAAGGUGGGAAUUUUGGAUGAUGACAUCUUUGAAGAGGACGAGCAUUUCUUUGUGCGUCUUCAGAAUCUGAGGCUAGAGGAGGGAGGAGCUGAAGGGACAGGGACUCCUCCCAAGGCUAGACUAGUGGAACCUCUGCUGGCAACAGUCACUAUAUUGGACGAUGAUCAUGCUGGAAUCUUUACCUUUGAGCAGCAGCUACUGCGAGUGAGUGAGAACACUGGCAUGCUGACGGUGACUGUGUUGAGGAACUCAGGCUCCAGGGGCACAGUAGCUGUGCCAUACCAUACUGAAGAUGGGAGUGCCAAGGCUGGGGUGGACUAUGAGGAGGCCAGAGGGGAGGUAGAAUUCACCAAUGAACAGACCAGUCAGACAUUACAGAUCCGCAUUAUAAAUAUGGAGGAGUACGAAAAGCAGGAAAACUUCUUCAUCGUGCUCGAGAACCCCAAGUGGCUGAAGAGAGGAAUUUCUGCUCUUCUACUGAACCAGGGCAAUCCGACUCCUGAGGAGGAAGAGGCUAGGAGAAUUUCUGAGAUGGGUAAACCUAUUCUAGGAGAGCACAGCAGAUUACAAGUCAUCAUUAAAGAGGCCUGUGAUUUUAAGAACACUGUGGACCAACUCCUUAAAGACACAAAUCUAGCGGGAGUGAUCGGCACUCGCUCAUGGAAGGAGCAGUUCAUCGAAGCAGUCACAGUCAGUGCAGGUAAUGAUGAUGAGGAGGGACAGGAGCGAAGGAGGCCCAGCUGCUUCGACUAUUUUAUGCACAUUCUUUGCAUUUUCUGGAAACUUUUAUUUGCUUUUGUCCCACCCACCAAGUGCUGGAAUGGUUGGGCGUGCUUCAUUGUGUCCAUCUCUGUCAUCGGUGCCUUAACUGCUCUCAUCGGAGACCUUGCUUCCCAUUUUGGCUGCACUGUUGGCCUCAGAGAUACUGUCACUGCGGUGGUCUUUGUGGCGCUAGGAACUUCACUUCCUGACACGUUUGCCAGUAAAGUGGCUGCCACUCAGGACCAGUAUGCAGAUGCAUCUGUGGGAAAUGUGACGGGAAGCAAUGCAGUGAAUGUGUUUUUGGGAAUUGGUUUGGCCUGGUCUGUGGCUGCAGUGUACUGGGAGGUGAAAGGCAAGGUCUUCCGUGUUGACCCUGGUUCCUUGGCCUUCUCGGUCACACUCUUCACUAUUUUUGCAUUCUUCAGUAUGGGAGUACUGAUGCUACGUAGAAGGCCAUCCAUAGGAGGUGAACUCGGGGGCCCACGGAUUCCCAAAAUUCUUACUUCACUGCUCUUCUUCGGACUCUGGUUUCUGUACAUCCUCUUCUCCAGCCUGGAGGCCUAUUGCCAUAUACAAGGAUUCUGAGAGUCAUUUGUGCACACUUACAGACACAGCACCUGGACAGUCACUUGGACAGUACUGUGAUAGUAACUACCGGUAGGAAGCCAUCACCCUCACCAUCUGACUCCUGCUGCCAUGGUUCAUAAAAAUGUAUAUACAAUGUGUAUAUGUCACAUCCACAUCUAUUGUACUCAGUAGGACUCUCUGUCACAAUACGAAUUCAUUUCUUUUAAAAUGAUUAAAUAAUAGUUAACUGAAUGAUUGAUAAAGGGCAACGAUGGACAUGUUUUUCAGAUAAAAAAAAAGGUUUGAGUUAAAAGGAUUGUGGCUGAUGGUUCAUAUCUGGGAUUUAAAGUUCUGGAUUUUCAGUUAGUAUUCUGUCUGUCCACAAUAAAUGAAAUUUCUGUAAAAAUGACUUUUUAUUUCUUUGUAAUUGAGCAAAUUUGUGAAAUCAUGAGUAGAUUAAAUAAUAAUACCCCUAGUGUACAAACUAUUUGACAUUUUAACAUGAAUUCUUCAAAUAAUUAAUUUCCCCUGAAGUCUUGUCUGUUUAUAAUUGUUGCAGUCAGUCAGUCAUUUUCUACCGUUUAUUCCAUAGUGGGUCA